Molecule: messenger RNA, 3455 nt
Organism: Rhea pennata
Lineage: Eukaryota; Metazoa; Chordata; Aves; Rheiformes; Rheidae
Gene: TAX1BP1
Product: Tax1 binding protein 1
Exons: 18
Coding region: 117-2567 (816 amino acids)
Biological process (GO): negative regulation of apoptotic process
Source: RefSeq, a predicted model, not a curated record
CUCCACCCCGGCGCGGGGGGGCGGAAAUGACGCGCGGAGGGCGGGGCCGCGAGGCGCCGAUGGCGGAGGCCCCAUGUUGAUGUCCCCGGCGUCCUCCGCGCCUGCCUAGAUCAGUCAUGUCAUCUUUUCAAGAAGUCCCCUCUUCAGCUAAUCCUUUGCAGACUUCCAAUUUUGCACAUGUGAUUUUUCAAAAUGUGGCAAAAAGUUAUCUUCCAAACACGCACCUUGAAUGUCACUACACCCUGACCCAGUUUAUCCAUCCUCACCAGAAAGACUGGGUUGGUAUUUUCAAGGUUGGUUGGAGUACUGCAAGAGAUUAUUACACGUUUCUUUGGUCACCUAUGCCAGAAAAUUACACGGAAGGAUCGACUGUUAAUUGUGUACUGACAUUUCAAGGAUAUUAUCUACCAAAUGAUGAUGGAGAAUUUUACCAGUUCUGUUAUGUGACACACAAAGGAGAGAUCCGUGGAGCAAGCACACCUUUUCAGUUUCGUACUUCUUCUCCUGUUGAAGAAUUGCUCACUAUGGAAGACGAAGGCAACUCUGAUAUGUUAGUCGUGACUACAAAAGCUGGACUACUUGAGUUUAAAAUUGAAAAAAUAAUAAAAGAAAAAGAAGAGCUGUUAAAGGUAACUGCUGUUCUGGAAAAGGAAACUGCACAACUCAGAGAUCAAGUUGAGAGACUGGAAAAAGAACUUAACCAUGAAAAGCAGAGAUGUGACCAACUGCAAACAGAGCAAAAGAAUAAUAUUCAAGCAUCUGAAACUCUUAAGACUGAAAAUGAUGAUCUGAAGAAGAAGCAUGAUGAGGCUGCUUCAAAAGUUCUGCAGCUUGAAGAAGAUAUUAUGACUGUUACCCAAAAAGCAAUUGCAAAAGAAACAGAGUUAGACAGUCUGAAGGACAAACUGAAGAAAAUAAUGCUUGAGAAGGAGCAACUUGAAUGUGCGUUAAAGACAGAAAAGGAUGAAAAAGAACUUUAUAAGAUACACUUGAAGAAUACAGAAAUAGAAAACACCAAACUAGUAAAAGAGAUCCAGACGUUUAAGAACUUGGAUGCAAACAAAGAAAACAUGAUAACGUAUUAUAAAGAGGAGGUUGGCAGAUUACAGCUAUUUAUUGCAGAGAAAGAAAGUAUGAAGAAAGCUUUUUUACUCUCCUCAUCUAACAAGGAGGAUGCAACUAUUCUAAAAGAACAGCUUCGAAAAGCUGAAGAUCAGAUCCAGGCUAGCAAACAAGAAGCUGUCCUAAUGUCAAAAGAACUGAGUGACGCAGUAAAUGUGCGAGAUAAGACAAUGGCAGAUCUUCAUAGUGCACGUCUUGAAAAUGAGAAGUUGAAAAAGCAGCUUGCUGAUGCGUUAGCUGAACUUAAGAAGAUCACAGCUUUGAAAAAUGAACAGGAAGUUUCCAGCACAGUGGAGCACGAACUACGCAGAGAAGUUGAAGAUCUGAAGCUUCGUCUCCAGAUGGCUGCUGACCAUUACAAGGAAAAAUUCAAAGAAUGUCAAAAACUUCAAAAACAAGUGAACAAAUUUACGGAACAAGCAAAAAUUGCAGGAAAUCAACAGAAACUGGCAGAUGCAUCCAACAUUCAGACAGCUACUGCCGUCAUUACAGACAAAAAGUUGUCUACAUCUCCAGUUAGCCCCAUUUCAUCUGAUAUAGUUUCGGAAUUCGUGGUAAAGGAGCAAGUACGUGAAAUGAAUAAAGAAAUUGCUGAGAAAACAGAAAAGUAUAAGAAAUGCAAGCAAAUGUUGGCAGAUGAGAAGAUGAAAUGCAGCGUCUAUGCUGAUGAACUAGCUAAACUGGAGCUGAAGUGGAAAGAACAGGUGAAAAUCAAUGAGGGUAUGAAAUUACAGCUAGCAGCAAUGGAGGAUCAGUAUAAAGUUCAGCUGGCAGAAAAAGAGAGACAAAUAAAGGAGCUGACAUCACAUUUGGAGCUCUUUACCAGUGAGAAGGAACCUGGCAGGGCAGCAGGAACUCAAAAGGGAAGAAUGAUGGAAGGGCAUAUUUCACAACCAACAUUACAUUUUCGCAACCCAUAUUCAGAGGAAAGUGGACCAAUUCCUGCAGUGCCAAGUAGACUACCAGUAUUGCAAUAUGGAAACCCUUACGCAAUUCAGGAAAGAAGAGAUGGAGCAGAUGGUGCUUUUAAUCCUGAUGAGAUCCAAAGACCACCUACUAGAACUUCCUUUUGGGAGAUAGAAGAUGAUGUAGUCUGUAGUCAGCCUUCACGCAAUCUUAGCCGGCCAGAUGGUUUAGAAGAUCCUGACGAUAGCAAUGAUGAUGAUAACACUGUACCCUCUGCUCCUGAUCCUCCAAGUCUUCUUUUGCCUGAACGUGGAACAGGUUUUUGCUUUGACUCUAGUUUUGAUGUGCACAAGAAGUGCCCUCUUUGUGAUGUGAUGUUUCCACCUAACUAUGAUCAGAGCAAGUUUGAAGAACAUGUUGAAAGUCACUGGAAGGUAUGCCCCAUGUGCAGCGAGCAGUUUCCGCCUGACUACGAUCAGCAAGGAUUUGAGAGGCAUGUUCAGACUCACUUUGAUCAGAAUGUUUUAAAUUUUGAUUAAAAUCUUUGUUUUGCAAUGUAGCUUAAAAAGAAAUAACUUUGAGUAGUCAGUCCACCUAUAGAACAAAACCAGUGCAGCCUUUCUGUAACAAUGCAGUUUUCUGAUUGAAAAAGCUAAUGGGAGCUGUGAUGAAUCUUGGCUGGAAGCUGCUAAUGGGUUGUCUUCUGUCUUUACCUAACAUUAUCUUAAAGAAAAGACUUGUUUGUGUAUGUAUCUAUUUAUUCCCCUACUUAGUGGAAUUUGUAAGGACAUAGGAGUUAACUUAGCCUCACAAACAAUGAGACCAGCUUCAUGAUGCUCUUUAGCUGUAAAAAAAAUAAUAAUAAAUCCCCCAUGAUUUCUCUUGACUAUAACUGAGGCAUGAUUAAAAAUGUAAUAAACAGAUGUUUCUCACAGUAUAUUUGAGUAGUUUUUCUUUGAGUUAAAGUUACAUAACUUCUUACUUACUCAAUGCAAACAUAAUUUUCUAGUACAUUUCUGAAACGUUGGUGCACGUACUGUGAGAUUACAUGCCUGCAACAACAGUAAUGACAAAUACUUCAGUUUCACAGAUAGGACAUUUGCCUUAAGGAAUAACCUUAAGUAUGUUAUACUUUAAGGCAGUAUUUUUGAGUUGCAAGAAACUGCUCUGCUUAGAAUGCCUCAAAUAAUUGUUUAAAAUCAUUGCCAUUAUGUUGCUUGAAACAUGGUUACAUCUUUCACACCAGUAAACUGUGUUCCUUUUGGAUUCGGGCUCUCAAAAACUGCUUUUUAACUACAUAUUUCUUUCCAGUAACAACAUGUGUGUAUGUCUAAACAUUCUAUAUUUACUUAAAUGUAGUAAGUAAAUUUGCUUCCCACUUGUUGUAUAAUAGUCUUGUUAAAUUAAAAGCAAAAUUAUUCAUCAAA